Messenger RNA from Rhopalosiphum padi (bird cherry-oat aphid), 3995 nucleotides. It is a transcript of the gene bdg, whose product is annotated as sodium-dependent transporter bedraggled. Gene Ontology annotation, cellular component: membrane. The record is from RefSeq and is a predicted model, not a curated record. The transcript has 15 exons. Gene Ontology annotation, biological process: sodium ion transmembrane transport. Bases 432 to 3788 code for a protein of 1118 amino acids. NCBI's taxonomy places the organism in Eukaryota, Metazoa, Arthropoda, Insecta, Hemiptera, Aphididae.
CCGGCGGUCACUGGGGCGAGUCACGUGUGCAGAUGACGAAAGUCCGCGAACCGAGAACGUUUUUUGAUUAAUAACAUAUUUUAAUAGUAGUUUCGUGUGCCUGUGUACUUAAAUAGUGUUUCCGGUCGACAAACACGCAUUACGUGUUAUCAUAUACCGUUUUAUUGUUACAUGUAACAGGCAUUAUAUACAGAGGUGGAGUACACCGUUCUGUGUUUUGUAUAAUACGUAACGUUUUCCAUCGCAGUAGCGUUGAAUCGAGAUCGUUUUGGCGCAGUGGCCAUCGUAUUAUACUGUAUAGCCGCAGACAUAGGAUAUUUCGUUCGUGAGUAAAGCUCAUCGAGAGUCCCUUGGCUGAACGAAGCGUAUACGUAUACGACGAAAGUAUACGUCGUCCCAUACCCGAACUAUCACUUUCCAGUUAUAUAAAUAUGCGGGGGUUGUCUUCAACAAUCGAUGAUACCGGCGGUGGCUGUGGCAGUGAUGUUGACCAUUUACAAGGAAAUGAAGCAGAAGACCACUUUGAACCGUCGUUGUUCAAUGAAUAUCCCCCACUUCCUCUGUCUGAAGAUGUGCACACUGCUUUUUUGGCUACCAACUUGUUGCUGCUCUAUCUGAACCUGGCUAGGCUGUCGACUAUGUCAAUCGGCGACGCACAUCAACUACCGGUUACCGUCAACGACCGUGACGACCGCUACGAUGAUGAUAACAAUGGUUUGCCAGAAUCGGCGGCGGCAGUAAGCGUUACUACCGCGGUACAGGCAACAGCAGAACGGCGCUUGAGCAAUGAAUGGUUGCCCGGGGAACCGGGGCCGUCAACAGACGACAGGCGACCGUGGCCGGCGGACGCGACAACCUCGGUGGCACGGGUACCGCAGCGACAUCACCGUCAUUACCGCAGCGACAGUUGCCGGCCACCGCCACCGACCACAGAGCCAUACCACCGACAGACCGGCACCACAACCACCGCCUCCGCUAUGAUCACGGUGGCCGCGAGUGGUUCCAGGGCGAUGUCUAGGCCCAAACCGCGGACGCGCGGCCCAUCGUCGUCGAUCCCAUUUCCAGUGGACGUGGUUGACAGACUGCGGUCGCCGAUGGCGUCGCCCUCCAGACCUAGACAGUACGGUCGCAGGAGAAGCGUCCAAGACGCAGUCGCCACGGCGAUGAUGCUGCAGCGACAUGAGGGGCUCCAGUUACAGACGACCAUCGCAGUCGCCGACGACACCACUGCCGAACCGGAUGCUGAGCAGCUGCAGGUGCCAGGAGCCGUUCGGGAACCAGGACAGGAACCGAGGCUCGUCGCGUCGAUCAGAGCGUACGAGAUGUCGCAGGAGUCUCAAAGUCCAUUAGGCCAAUGGAGCAACAAAUACAGUUCCGUGUUGGCCACGCUUGGCUGUACUUUGGGAGCCUUCAACAUCAGUCGGUUCGCCAUACUCGCAGUACAAUUUGGAGCCAACUUUAUACUACAGUUCCUAGUGUUAUCGUUGCUAGUCGGCAUACCUCUGUUUACGUUUCAUAGUUCGCUCGGUCAACUACUAGGCGCCGGGGUCAUGGACAUGUGGAGGAUAUCACCAAUAUUCAAGGGGAUCGGCAUCGCACUGCUCCUGGCCCAAGCGUUCAUCGGCACAUACACAGUGAUUGGCAUCUCGUGGAUGUUCACAUAUUUCCGUGAUUCGUUCAUCACGAAACAGGACGUUUACCGUUGGGCAGAACCUAUCGACGAGUACAAAGAAGACGGUAUGCCCUGGACUUUAUCUUCAAAUGUCAGUUAUAAUAUCGAAGAGACAGUACCCGGUUACUUUAACGGCAUAGUUCUACAGAGAAAGUACGUGGAAAAACUCGAGAUGAACGAAAACUCGUUGAAAUUGCCUAUAGUUAUCAACCUGACGAUCAUAUGGACAAUCGUGUUCAUAUGCUUAAGUAAAGGUCUGAAGUCUUACAGUAAGGUGAUGUGUAUAUUCUCAUUGGUACCGGUUUUCGGUAUGUUUAUGUUGUGCACGAAAAUGUUGGGUUUAGCGCCAAUGAUCGGGUUCCAACAUCACGAUAUUUUUCCGGAAACGGAUUGGAGCGAAUUUUUUCUCAACACCAAGAGUUGGGUGGCGGCGUUCACCGAGACUUUUCUUACGUGGGGCAUACUCGGCGCGUGCACAAUGCAAAUCACUUCGCACAAUCGACCUAAACAUUUGCUACACAGAGACGCUUCGUUAGUGAUCAUCCUAACAAUAGCCGUACUCGUAUUGGCAGCGUUUUUAGCCAACACGUGCGUACAUCUCCUCGAAGCCCACGGAUACAUGUACCUGCCCAGUUCUUUCGAACGGAUGAGUUCCUAUACGUUUCUGUUCAAGCAGAAUUCUGCUCAGGCCCGCAAACACCUGACGCCCGUGCGGUGGAUGCAGCACAGCAGUCUGUUUAUGGGCGAAAGGACGAUGAAGAACAACGUGCCGGGUAUGCCGCAGGAGAGCGGAUACCAGGCCAUGCGCUUGGCGACUGAACUGUUUCCCGCCACGUUCGCCAUGAUCGGCGCAAAGAAUAUCUCGCCGUUCUGGUCCGUCCUGUUCUAUUUCGUGCUCAUCAUGUUCGGCAUCGGACAGCAAAUUGCUAUAUGGCACUGCGUCGUCAGCGGAAUCAUAUCUCUGCAUCCGUUCAAGCUGAGGAAAUGGCGUACGACGAUCACGUUUCUGACGUGUGCGGCCGCCUUUUCGAUCGGUUUAUUUAUGGCGACUGAACUGGGAAUUUUCAUCGUGUAUCUAAUGGACUACUGUGUCGGAUGCGGUUGGUGGAUAAUGAUACUGUAUUUGCUAGAAAUCGGAGCAUUGUUCAUGGUGCGCGGUCGUCCAUACAGCGGAGAGACGGUAGUGGCAACGCUGUUUUCGCAGGCCAACCAUCACCUGCAGGUGUGGAUGGCGCCGAUGCUGUCGUUCGAUUGGAACAUCGUCGUGCCGGUGGCUCUGAUCCUGCUCAGCACAUCCGUGUUCAAAAACGGUGGAUAUCGGUGGUUGUACAACUGGAAAGGUGUUUCUCAAUCGACUUACUGGUCGACGUCCAGCCGCGAGUUUGGCUGUUUGCUGCAGAUCGUACCGCUACUGAUCGUCCCAUUUGCUGGAAUCGUACAGACUUGCCGGUACCUGGCUACUGGACCACCAGACUUGUUCGAUCGGAUCCAGAUGCUGUACCGGCCCGUGAUCGAGACCCGUAGACCCCCAGAAACUGGCGAGGCGACGUCCGAAGCGGGCGUAAACGGCUCAGCGGCAGUGCAGAUCGAAGACCCGCCGCCCAAGUACACUCCACCGCCGUCGUAUUCCACGGCCACCGGAGCAAGAAUCGCGAAAAUGUUGCGGCAGAGCAUCCGACGGAGCGUGCGCAGGUUGGCGCACGUGCUCGGCAACCACCAUCAGUCGGCCAUACUCGGAGAGUCUUCCUCGUCCUCGUCGGCUGCGGCGCGAACCGUCCAAGCGGCGGCGGCAACGACGUCGUCUUCUUCGCACCACCAGCAGACCACAAUCCUCUCGGCGACGUCUCCGUCGACGGACGUACAACAAACCAUCUCAGCCGCUUCCGCUCCACCGCCCGAUUACACGACCGUGCUGGUCGAGAUGAACCGAGACGACGACGACGUCAUUUCUGUAGCGCGGACCGUCUGCGGCGAAUCGUCGUCCGCGUCCAGUCUGUCCGACGAACAGAGCACCAGCAUCGAGUGUCUAAUGGAACGGGCCGCGCCCAUCAACGUGGACCGGACAGGACCGGUUGCAGCUGCUGCAGUGACGGCGGCGACGACGGCGUCACACUAGUCCCGCGCACCGGAAUCGCUAAUAUAAUAUAUUGUAAAAUAUAAGUAUAUAAUAUUGUCAACUCUAUCCGCCGUCGUUCCGAUAAUAGAGUCGUUGUAGACGGAUUUGCGGGAAUGUAAAUACAUUUAUGUAAAUAGGAAUUCAAUCGAUCGUUUUUUUUACGUUUACAAAAAAAAAUAAAAAUAUAAAACAAAAUGACUGUGAUAA